Messenger RNA from Tripterygium wilfordii, 1376 nucleotides. Its product is annotated as ethylene-responsive transcription factor ERF105-like. Gene Ontology annotation, molecular function: DNA binding; DNA-binding transcription factor activity. Gene Ontology annotation, biological process: ethylene-activated signaling pathway; regulation of DNA-templated transcription. The transcript has a single exon. The coding region runs from base 373 to 1107 and encodes 244 amino acids. NCBI's taxonomy places the organism in Eukaryota, Viridiplantae, Streptophyta, Magnoliopsida, Celastrales, Celastraceae. The record is from RefSeq and is a predicted model, not a curated record.
UGAUUUUUGUCGACGAUGAGAUGACAUGUACAGCCGAAGUACCUUGGAAAGAUGUAUAGUCUUCUUCACAAUGAGAUGACAUGUGUAGCCCCACUCAUUCCCACUUGACAAUUAAAAACAUCAACAAAGAAGACCAUAGGAAACAAUUUUAUGUAGCCAAACGAUUCCUUCCAGUCUCCAACGCAGAACCUCACCUGAAACCUCCUUCCACUUUCCUCUUUUUAUCUCCACAAAAUUUAAUCACAUCCCCCUUCCCUUCUAUUUAUAUGUCUUCACAUCACUCUCUCUUUUUCCACUCAAACCUCCCCCCCUCCCUCUCCUACGUCUACCAUUAGAAAGAACUGCAGAAGCUUCAAUUUGGACAAUUUCAAUAUGAACUGCAGUGAAAGUAUGACUUCUCCGGAUGAGGCUUCAACUUUGGAGCUUAUUAGCCAACACCUUUUCACUGAUUUUCAUUCAAUAGAUAACUUCAUCACCAACCUCGAUCUCUACACCCCAAACAACACAGAUCCAGAAAUUUCAUCCAAUGGUACACCGAAAUCAUCGACUCUGAGCAACCGUCGUCCUGCGUUGAAUGUCAAAGUGCCUCCUAAAGCACCAAUUUUAGUAAUUAAUAAUGAUAACGUCAAACAUGUGGAUGAUUCUGGUGAGAGGAAGCACUACAGAGGUGUGAGGAGGCGGCCGUGGGGCAAGUACGCCGCGGAGAUACGCGAUCCAAAUCGGAAAGGGGCGCGCGUGUGGCUCGGGACAUUCGAUACCGACAUUGAGGCUGCACAAGCUUAUGAUAGUGCCGCGUUUAGGUUGCGUGGAAGCAAAGCCAUACUCAACUUCCCUCUCGAAGUUGCCAAUUUGAAGGCGCAGCUGGAAGUGGAGGCUGAGGACGGCGUUUGCGGGAAGAGAAAAGCGGAGGAAACGGUGGUUGAGAUGAACAAGGUUGUGAAGAGAGAGAAGGUUGUGUUGGAGGAAAAGGAGAUUGAACCGGCUUUGACUUGUCAACCGUUAACACCGUCAAGUUGGACCGGGGUUUGGGAUUGUGAUGUGAAGGGAAUAUUUACUGUGCCGCCGUUGUCACCGCUGUCACCGUAUCCUGGAGUUUUGGUUGCGUAAGAGAGUGACUUUGUCAACAACAUUUGAUUAUUAUUUCAUUAAAUUUAAAAAAGAAAGAAAGAAAAGAGGCGUACGGAAGGGAAGGUUCAAUGGUUUGUUGAGUGUAAUUAGGAAAAUUAGUGAAGAUUGUAGCAACCCGCUUCUGGUGAGGUGCUUUGGUUGAUUUAUGUUCUUUGUUUGUGUACAUAAUUCCAUGAAAUGUAUUCUUAUGUUCCACGACAACACUUGCCCCAAUUUAUCACAAUAAAAUAGAAGUUUGAUCACAAAAA